AUGAUAUUUACAAUCCCAAAGUCGAAAAUUCUCAGAUUCUCGCAUCAGAUUCCUGCUUCUCGAGUAACCAAGGAGAUACAAGGAGUUUUGAAAGAGAUUUUUGAAGUUGAUUCUAGAGCAUUACCUGCAAACUGCGCCUCGUCUCUCUCCCCUUUCCGACAAAGUUUCCGCCGGCGACGACUGCGUGUCUCUUCUAGUUCAGUUCGAGAGGGAGAAGAUAGGAUAAGCUUAUUACCUGAACCGUUGUUAUGUCACAUACUCAGCUUUCUCACCACCGAAGAAGCUGUUUGGACAAGUGUUUUGUCUUCUCCAUGGAGACAUCUCUGGAAAUGCGUUCCCAGAUUAGAGCUAGACACCUCUUCUUUCGCUAGCGACAGAGUCUGCGUCGAUUUCAUCGACGAGUUUCUUGCUUUCCAAGGCAAGCCCUACUACUUGCGUGAGUUCAAGCUAACCAUUGACCACGACGUCUUCCACAGCGACGUCUCUCUUUACGAGCCGUGUCUCGGUAGAGUGGAUAUGCGGAAGAUGGAACGUUACCAAGUGGAGAAUCGAUUCGAACAACUCAGCGUCGACAACAUCGCGACGCCGCCCUUGACGCUCUCCGCGUGCGAGGCCUUGGUCUGCUUAAAACUCCAUUUCGUCAGGCUGAACGAGUUCGUGUCUCUUUCCUUGCCCUGUCUCAAGACCAUGUACUUGGAAGACGUUGUUAUGCCUAGCGACGCGGCUGCGGAGGCGCUGAUCUCCUCCUCUCCUGUUCUUGAAGUCUUGAAAAUAAGCGUGAGCGUAGAUGAUGCUGUGGUGGCGUUACGCGUCUGCUCCAAGUCGCUAAAGAGCUUCGCUCUAAAAGGAGUGGAACGUUUCUACGUUCGUGGGCGUUAUUCAGUAUUGAUUGAUGCACCGAAACUCGAGCAUCUGAGUCUGAUGGAUUACUACCAUUUCAAAAGCUUUAAGAUAAUCAGUGCGGCUGACGUUGUCAAGGUUGAUAUUGAUGUCGAGUUUGGGUUGAUGAAAGGUCACUUGUCGGAAACGAAGAUGAUCUACAAUCUUGUCAAGAGUUUUUCAGGGGUUGAAGAUAUGACCAUAUCAUGGACAUCUCUCAAGUUUAUAUAUAGUAGUUUCCAUCAAAUGAAACGAACUCCCAAGUUUCAUGACUUGACUGUUUUGCGUGCCACCAUGUGCUUAAACGCAUCCCCUAAACUAAUACCAGUCGUUCUUGAGAGCUGCCCCAAUCUGAAACACUUGACACUGGAGUUGUUAAUUCAUUACCCAGAAGUGAUAGCUAGACUCUCCAAUGUCCUGCCUCGUUGUUUGGUAUCGUCUCUUGUAUCUGUUGAAAUGGAUAGCCCGGUCACAGAGAUAACUACUGAACUGGAUUUGGCUAGAUACUUUAUGAAGAACUCUACAACGUUCAAGAAGGUGGUUCUUCGUUUGAAUCAGUCUUCUACUGGAGAGAAACACAAGCCUGGUGUCUUGGAACAACUCAUUGAAUCUCCAAGACGCUCUAGUUUGUGUCAGUUUGAAGUUAUUCCAGUGGUUACAAUCUCCGAAUCAUCCAUAGCCUGAUGGGGAUGUCUAAUGUAAAAUCCAAUAGGUUCUGAAGCUGGAUCUGAAUAUAGAAUAAGUGUGUAAAAGUGUGGCUUAAGACACAGCUUUAACCCUUUGUGUGAGGUACUACUGGUAUGGCUUAAGACUCCUUCUGGUUUGGUUGAAUGAUUUUGAGUAUCUCUUAUAUCAUGCACUGUUUUUGAUUGUAGGCUAUUUGAUAUGUUAUUUACUUCCAAGACUAUGCACUUACAUGAUAUUAUUUCUAACGCUGCUAAUAUCA
Messenger RNA from Raphanus sativus (radish), 1825 nucleotides. RefSeq names its product F-box/FBD/LRR-repeat protein At5g18770-like. NCBI's taxonomy places the organism in Eukaryota, Viridiplantae, Streptophyta, Magnoliopsida, Brassicales, Brassicaceae. The transcript is spliced from 5 exons. Gene Ontology annotation, molecular function: protein binding. Bases 1 to 1563 code for a protein of 520 amino acids. The record is from RefSeq and is a predicted model, not a curated record.